GUUUGUCCAUUCUUUUAACUUUGGGUUAUUUCUCUUAUCUUUUCAUUCAAUCCAAUCAAACAUACCCAUUCAAUCGCUAAAUCGAGCACCUUUUUCCCUAAUCCACAGUGGGUACUGCAUUGAUUGUUUAGAUUUUGUCGAAGUCUCACGCGAUUCGUACUCUUAUUGACUCGUUUAACUAGGAGGGUUUUCGUGUUCUUGAUCAUUUGUUCUGUUAAAUUAUUCCAGUUUCUCGUUUUCCUUUUCGAUACCCUGUUAGGGUUUCCGACACCAGAACAAAAGAGCCAAUUGGGGUUGACGGUGUGUAUAAGUUCGAUUGUCGAUGGAGGCGGCCGCUAGCGUCGCCGUCGCAGCGCGUGGUGUUUCUCUGACGAUGCCAUCCUCUCAGUCUCAAUCUUCUCGGAAAGAAUGGCGUGUUGUUUCAGACCAUCCCGUUCAAAACUCCGGCAACGACGACUUGGACCGUUCGAAGCUAGGGCAGGGUGACGAGAGACUGGUAUAUGAGGGUAGAGAAUCUGUGAAUGGAGGUUCCGAUCAUGAACUGCGUCUUGAUGAUGUUGUGAAACAAAGAGAACAACUUCAACAUUUAGAAGUUAAUCUCAAAGCUCGACUUAUAGCCAGAUCAGAAGUAAUGGGGAUGCAGGAAGGCUUUGAUUCUCAGAUCAAAGAGCACAUUACUGCAUCUGUCAAACUGCAGGAGCAACUACAUGAAAGGGAAAAAGCUAUAAUGGAAUUGCAAAGGACUUUGGAUGAUAAAGAUAAAGAACUUCAUGCAAUUAGUUUGGAUCAUGAAGCAGCAUGGGCUAAAGAGGACCUCUUACAAGAGCAAAACAAAGAAUUGGCAACCUUCCGGAGAGAGCGUGAUAAUGCUGAAGCUGAAAGGGCUCAACAUCUUCAAAAAAUCCACGACUUACAAGAACAUGUUCAAGAAAAAGAGCGCCAGUUCUUGGAAUUACAGGAACAGCAUAGAGUUGCUCAAGAAACUCUCAUUUAUAAAGAUGAGCAAAUAAGAGAGGCACAGGCUUGGAUUGCACGUGUUCAGGAGAUGGAUGCCUUGCAGUCAAAUACAAAUCACUCAUUACAAGCUGAACUCAGAGAACGCACUGAACAAUACAACCAGCUUUGGGUUGGUUGCCAGAGACAGUUUGCUGAGAUGGAGAGGCUUCAUUUGCACACACUGCAACAACUUGAAAUUGAGUUGUCUGAGGCAAGAGAAAGAAAUGGCACUAUCUCUGAUGGGAACCGCACUACUCAUGUGAAGGAUGUAUCUCAUUUUGUGCAUAACAAUGGAAGCCAGCUGGAGGGUAGAGGAGGAAGCAGCCCUGCUGGCGAUUCUAGGGGCGUCCAAAAUGGAGAUGCAGAAGUUGUCUCUUCACAGAAUGAAAAUCUUCCUGCUGUUCAAGUUGCUCCUCAGUCAAUGCAUGGAAUGCCAGCUUUCUUUUCACCUGGACAGCUGGCACCUUUGCAUCCAUAUAUUCUACACCAUCAAGGGUUACCUCAAAAUGUGAAUUCACAUCUUGUUCAGUCUCAUGUUGGCCAGUUUCAUUCUGUGCCCACUUGGCAGAAUCAACAGGCUAUCUCAGAAAGUUUACAAAUCCCAGUUCAUGAACAGUAUUCUUCCCAAGAUGAUCAAAAUUCAUUGAGACAGUAUGAAGCGGCUGUAAAUGAGCAAUCACAGCAGAGCUUGCAGCAAAUAUCGUCUCAGUUUCAUGACACUUUAAGGUUGAGUGAUUCUGACAAUGGCAAUUUACACCAGGGAAAGAAUGCAAGUUUUUUGUCUAGUCAUGGAAGCGAAGCUCAAAGUCCACCCACAGAACAGCAACAGCUUGGUUCUGGUGCUACGAUUGGAUCUGAAGUGAUUCAGUCAGUGAAGGUGAGUGAAGGCACUAGUGCCCCUGUGCCAGAAAGAUAUGCCCCCACUGCUUCUGAAACAAAAAUGGGUCUUUUUGAUGAAGAAACUUUGUUGGCUUGUGUUGUUCGUACAAUUCCACCUGCUCCUGGAGGAAGAAUACAAAUCAGCUCAACGCUGUUGAGCAGACUGACAAAAAUGCUUGCACCUCUUCGUUGGUCUGAUUACGAGAACAGGCAUGGAAAGUUGGUUGCCUUUCUGGGAAGUCAUCCUGAAUUGUUUGUGAUUGAAGGGGAUUAUAUUCAGGUGAGGGAGGGUGCACAGGAAAUCAUUGCAGCUAUGGUGGCUCAUGCAAAAGUGCGUGCUGCUGCUGUUGCUGACUCAGCAACCUCUUCCAAUCUGUCGCUGCUGUCUUCGGUUGCUGUCACUCCCAUGGCAAGAACCCGAUUGAAGAAGGCCCCAAUGCCAGCUGUCACCUCCAAUUAUGGAAAUGCUAAUGGUGUUGGUGGUGUAAGACUUGUCACCAAACAGAAUGAUCAAAUGAGACAAAACGGGAGGCCCACAGCUACAGCCACUCCAAAUUACAAUGGGAAACAGCAGCAGGGGAGCAGGAGUCGAGGAAGCUUCCAAGUGUAAUGAAGUUAUAGAAUUGGAGUUGGAAUUGAAACUUUGUUACUUUGUGUUGGAAAAAAUGUAUCUCCUGUGUGGGUCAUGGGCUUCGUGGUCUGUUGGUUAUUUAAGAAUGAUUUGAAUGGAUUAAAGUUCAA
Molecule: messenger RNA, 2616 nt
Organism: Lactuca virosa
Lineage: Eukaryota; Viridiplantae; Streptophyta; Magnoliopsida; Asterales; Asteraceae
Source: the annotation of a GenBank genome assembly